AUGGUCGAAAAAUACAUCACGACUGUCUGGGAUGCCUAUGGAAUGCGGGAUACCUCUUUUGAAGCACGAGCGCAAUUACGAUAUAUGGUUUUGGAGAGCACCGCUCUCAGCAACAAGACUUUGUCUUUCUCUCCCGAUGAGAUACCGACGCAAGGGAAGGAUUUGUUCUGCAUCCUUCUGAAUCGCCAUGUCAACCGCAAAAGCGAUGUUGACCACGAAACAGUUGCUUUUAACGAGCCUCUUUUAAAUUUCAAUGUCGAAGACCAUGGUAUUGUUUGCGAAUCAGUUGACCAAUCCAUCAGGCGUUUUCGCAGGGUUGGGUUUUUCAAGGAAUACAUGUCUGUGGACAAUCGUUUCCUAAGAGCACUUUCCGGCGAGUAUGAGGGGAAGGUGCCAAUGUUCGAUAAAUCUCGGGCUGAUGGCCGCAUGUACUUCAAGUCGGAUAUUUUGAAUCACCUGGGAUUCCAUCGCCACGGAGAUGAGGCUCCGGUCAGCUCCUUAUCUACAGUUGAUGCAGAAACCGGAGUUCGUAUGCUCGGUUUCAAAUUGAGCGACUUUGGUGAUCGAGAGCGCAGUUUAGAGAAGAUUGUACCACAGGAUCUAGUGAAGGUGGACGGGAAACUUUCCUUAUUCAGGGAUGGAUAUGAAGAAGUCGAGAUGGAGAUCAUGUAG
Paraphaeosphaeria sporulosa is the source of this 672-nucleotide messenger RNA. RefSeq lists its product as uncharacterized. The coding region runs from base 1 to 672 and encodes 223 amino acids. The record is from RefSeq and is a predicted model, not a curated record. NCBI's taxonomy places the organism in Eukaryota, Fungi, Ascomycota, Dothideomycetes, Pleosporales, Didymosphaeriaceae. The transcript has a single exon.